AUGGCAGCGUACGCCGAGCCCCAUUUCAGCGCCUGGACCCAGACGGUCGUCAGCAACAUCACGGUGGUUGACAAGGUACCGCCGGAGAUGCUCCACAUGGUGGACGCUCACUGGUACCAGUUUCCGCCGAUGAACCCGCUGUGGCAUUCGAUCCUGGGGUUCGUCAUCUUUAUCCUCGGAGUCGUUUCGCUCAUCGGCAACGGUUGCGUGAUGUACAUUUUCACCAAUACCAAGUCACUCCGUACCCCGUCCAACUUGCUGGUGGUCAAUUUGGCCUUCUCUGAUUUCCUGAUGAUGUUCACCAUGGCCCCGCCGAUGGUGAUCAACUGCUGGUACGAGACCUGGGUGCUCGGCCCGUUCGCUUGCGAGCUGUACGGCAUGUUUGGAUCACUGUUCGGUUGUGCCUCAAUCUGGACCAUGACCAUGAUUGCGUUUGACCGUUACAACGUCAUCGUGAAAGGUCUCUCGGCCAAGCCAAUGGGCAACAACGGUGCCCUGCUGCGUAUUCUGGGCAUCUGGGCGUUCGCCCUGCCCUGGACCUUGGCCCCUCUCUUCGGAUGGAACCGAUACGUGCCGGAGGGCAACAUGAGCUCCUGCGGAACCGACUACUUGACGCAGGACUUCUUCAGCCGAUCAUACAUUCUGGUCUACUCUUUCUUCGUGUACUACCUGCCGCUGUUCAGCAUCAUCUACUCGUACAUUUUCAUCAUUCAGGCUGUCUCUGCUCACGAGAAGAACAUGCGAGAACAGGCCAAGAAGAUGAACGUGGCCUCGCUGCGUUCGCAGGAGGCUCAGAACACCAGCACCGAGAUGAAGCUGGCCAAGGUCGCCCUGGUUACCAUUUCACUGUGGUUCAUGGCCUGGACCCCGUACCUGGUCAUUAACUAUACCGGAAUCUUCAAGGCGGCACCAAUCAGCCCGCUGGCCACCAUCUGGGGAUCACUGUUCGCGAAGGCGAACGCCGUCUAUAACCCGAUCGUGUACGGUAUCAGCCAUCCGAGGUACCGAGCGGCGCUGUACCAGAAGUUCCCGUCCCUCUCGUGCCAGGAUGCCCCGGCUGACGAUGGACAGUCGAUGGUAUCGGCCACCACCGGUUGCACGGAGGAGAAGGUUGCUGCCUAA
Molecule: messenger RNA, 1122 nt
Organism: Anopheles cruzii
Lineage: Eukaryota; Metazoa; Arthropoda; Insecta; Diptera; Culicidae
Product: rhodopsin-like
Exons: 2
Coding region: 1-1122 (373 amino acids)
Biological process (GO): G protein-coupled receptor signaling pathway; visual perception; phototransduction
Cellular component (GO): membrane
Molecular function (GO): G protein-coupled receptor activity
Source: RefSeq, a predicted model, not a curated record